AUGAAUUUGGAAUCGGCUAUUUUGAAUUCACUUUCUGGAAUAGGAUUACCUUCAACUAGUGAUGACAGCGAUGGUGUGACUCUUAGUGGAAUAACCCUCGCUGUGGAAGCUCUUAGUCAGCUCAGUGAUGCUCAAAUGAAAGGGGACAAUCUUUGUCGCGCUGAUAAAAAGGAGAAGAAGAUUGUUAAAGAAAGGAGCAGCUUCACGCGGUUACCGAAGUGUUGGGAAACACCUUCAACGUCGGCAGAUGUAACUGAGCCAGAUCGUAAAGUUAUCGAGAACACUGGAUCAAUCGUUAUCUUUACUUCAUUUACGGAAGCUGAACGUCUAACCGAAUUGGAACGUGAAGUAGCAGACGUGAUCCGAUGCCGAAAUAGGAUAAUUAAAUCUCUUCAAGAUAGCUCGUUAGUAGUCUCGCCUGAAUUAACUUCCUGUAUUCUUUCUCGUCCAGCAGGAGAUGAGCUCAUAUCGGUCAUUCAUUCUGUGGCCAUAGAGAUAUAUGAUCUUGUUUCAACAACAGUUUCUGGAAUACCCAUGAAGGAAGAAGCUCAACAGGGUCAAUCCGCAGUUGCGAUAAAUUACGAUGUGGAAUUGCUGCACAGUAGAGAGGUGCAUAUAGAAUUGGAGCGGUUGGGACUUGUGAUAGGAAACACUAUGAACAAAGCGCCGGAUAUCACUGGAACAUUGAUGGUGUAUGCUGAUAAUUCCACCUAUCCUACUGCUCGCCUUGUGUGGUCCACACCUAUGCCAAAAGGACGUUGGAAUAUGUUUCCUCGUAAUCGUCACGUCUCUAGGGUGACACCUUCAGCCGUUAACAGCCGACCAUCUGUUUGUCUCUCUUCGUAUCUCCUUCAAGGGCGCAAUGUCAUGCUUGAGAUCACGCGCGUGCCCAGAUGCGAAGGUAUCAUAUCAAAUGUGGGUGCCAAACUGAUUGCUCAUACCCUCAUUGCACAUGGGGGACAUAUUUACAUUCAUGCGAAUGAUGUUGGAACUCAUGGUGUUCUGGAUUGUCAAGCCAUUCGCGAAAAGACGCAACUCAAAAAGACCGCCCAUGGACGCAUCUCCGACUUUGUUUCGCUUAUUAAGGAGAGUUCCCUGCACGUUGUGGAUUCAAGCAAAGCAGAUUCUUCAGAGAAAUCGCCUUCUGACAUCACUUGCUGUCAACCACGUCGACAGCUUCUGCGAAUCACUCGCUAUUGGCCGCUCCGUGCAGAUCGCUGCUAUAUCUACAACAUUCCCAAGCGAUUCGACGCGCUUUUUGCUAUCAUGCGGCAACCACAACUGUCAACAGUUGAUGCAGAUAAGUGUAAACAGGUAGUCCAUCAGCUGGUGGCUCUAAAAGACUCCAGAGAUCGCAUAGGCGAACCAAAUAUCUCAUCUCAACUGUUGAAAGAUGGAAGCUCUAGGGAAGAGCAGUUAAAAAUAAUCUAUUUGGAAAUGGUCAGACAUUUGGCAAAUUAUAUGAACCAUUCUGAAAAACAUUCCGAGGUUAGUGCUCUUCUAACACCAAUAAUUCUUUGCAUUUAUAUUUAUUCUUUCAUAUCUUCUACCUCUUCCUGCAAGCGACCGGUCUGGAGCGUUCCGUGAAA
Molecule: messenger RNA, 1589 nt
Organism: Strongylus vulgaris
Lineage: Eukaryota; Metazoa; Nematoda; Chromadorea; Rhabditida; Strongylidae
Source: the annotation of a GenBank genome assembly